This is a messenger RNA of Hypanus sabinus (Atlantic stingray), 3148 nucleotides long. RefSeq names its product NACHT, LRR and PYD domains-containing protein 3-like. Lineage: Eukaryota; Metazoa; Chordata; Chondrichthyes; Myliobatiformes; Dasyatidae. Gene Ontology annotation, cellular component: cytoplasm. The transcript has 7 exons. The coding region runs from base 178 to 2796 and encodes 872 amino acids. The record is from RefSeq and is a predicted model, not a curated record.
CGCUUACACACAGACCCUGAGCACCGAGUCUCACAGGACAACAAGCCCCACCUUCCGAAUCAGUCAAUCAUCUGCCCCCUUACCCUUUCCACUCCAGUCCUGAUUAAGGGUCUGUUUACACCUAUCCAGAGAUGCUGCCUGACCUGCUGAGUUCCUUCCAGCAUUCUGUGUGUUGCCAUGGUUACGAAAGUUCCGUGUGCGGCGGUGGGCGGCGCUAUUUCUAAGAAACGGCCCACAGUACCCACACUGUCAGAAUCUUCUUGGGCAAUUAAGGGUAACACCAGAAGGCGGCGCUGUCCUGCACCGGGAUCAGAGUGUAGACAAGACGACGACAAUCAACAACCGUCAGUCAGAAUCAGAAUGGCUACAGGUGGGAAAUUAAAUCGGGUACAGAAAGUACUCAAGUGGUUUUUACCAGGCAGCUCAUCGAGGGAAGAUGAUCGGGAUACGGGAAGCAAGGUUCCAAAGCAGGGUCAGAUUGAGAGCAAUGUCCCAAUGGAAUGCGGUCCGGCCGCAGAAGAGGAGAAGCAAAUUCAGCCCAGAGACAGUGACGUCAGAGACACUGAGCAGGACCCUGGAACCGGCACAAGUGAGGCGACUGCCUGUCAGCUCGGAAACUCAUUAAACACGGAAUUGUCGAGUGCCCAACAGGGAGUGGAGUUUACAAUCUCCGACCUCCUGGCAGAGGGGGGCGAGUAUCGACUGUACCAACUGACCAAGUUCUACAGGGACAGACUCAAACAUGCAAUUGAAGAGAAAGUUGAAAGACUCAGUUGGAUGUUGACAAAGGAAGGACAUUUCAGUAGAGAAGAAAAUGAGAAAGUCACUGAACUGACGGAGAAGGGAAACCGGACAGAGAGUUCCAGACUCUUCCUCAGUUUGGUGAAUGGCAAAGGCUCCCGGGCCCGACAGGCGAUGUGGGAAUCCUUUGUGAUGUGGAGGACUGAGUUACCGAAGCUGGACAGGAUACUGAGGGAGAUACAGGAGCUUGGUCCUGACCCAGAGGAAUACAUGAACAUCGCACAAGGGUUGUCUGAGUUACCCACUGAACUGACAGAUGUUCAACAGAAACACAAGGAGACUCUGCGGGCACAAACUGAAACACUGAGAGUGAACACGAUCCUGAUGACGGAGAAGGUGAAGGUUUUCCAGCUGAUUGAUCGAUACACAAAGCUCACGGUCAUUUCUACUCUUCGAGAUCGGAGAUUGGUGGAACAUGAGCUGCUGGCAAGAGGCAGAGACCACGAGGAGUGGAGAGAGGAACAUCUCCGCAGAGAGCUGGAAAAAAUCCGGACUGAUCAGUUGUUCCAGAGCAGCUUUUCCCGGAGUAAAUCCAAAUCUGGGAGUUCGGCAGCAGUGGCCGGAGUCCCAGGGAUCGGGAAAACCACAAUGGUACAAAAGAUUGUUUAUGAUUGGGCCACGGGAAAAAUUUACCAACAGUUCCAGUUCGUCUUCAGUUUCAAGUUCCGAGAUUUAAACACGAUCAAUUGUACAAUCAAUCUCUCGAACCUGGUGCUGUGUUUCUAUCCUUACCUUGGGAAUGUCCUGAAAUCACUGUGGAAGAACCCAGAGGGAAUGCUGUUUAUAUUUGAUGGCUUGGAUGAAUUCAACGACACAAUUGAUUUUGCUGACAGCCGGAGAAACAUAGACCCUCAGGCCUCAUGCACAGAUCCUGAAUUCCGGUGCAAGGUGUCUGACAUUGUGUACAGUUUAAUCCAGGGCAAGCUGCUCCCAGGGUGUUCAGUGCUGGUGACCACACGCCCCUCUGUGUUACAUUUAUUGGAAAAAGCGAAGAUCGGUGUCCGGGCUGAAAUCCUGGGAUUUGUUGGUGAGGAACGGAAGGAAUAUUUCAUCAAACAUUUUGAAGAUCAGAUGGUGGCAGCAGCUCUUUUCAAACACGUGCAGGAGAAUGAGAUCCUGUACACUAUGAGCUACAACCCCUCCUACUGCUGGAUCCUCGCUCUGGCACUGGGCCCCUUCUUCACACAAAGAGUCAGGGACCCGCAGAGAGUUCCCAAGACCAUCACCCAACUGUACUCCUACUAUAUUUACAAUAUCCUGAAAAACCACGGCCGUGAGAUUGAGAGACCCCGUGAUGUGUUUCUCAGGGUGGGUCAGAUGGCCUACAGAGGAGUGUCCGAGAAGAAGAUUGUGUUUGCAGACGGAGAUUUGAUCAAUUUCAAUCUGCAGCCUUCCCAGUUCCUGUCCGGGUUCCUGAUGGAGCUUUUGGAGAGAGAGGAUUCUGCCCACAGCGUGGUGUACACAUUCCCACACCUCACCAUCCAAGAGUUUGUAGCUGCAGUCGCACAAUUCCUGACUGUACAUCCUGAGGAUAUCCUGAAAUUCCUCACUGAAGCCCACAAGACACAAGAUGGGCGAUUUGAGGUCUUUCUCCGAUUUGUUGCUGGUCUCUCCAACCCAAUGUCAGCUCGGGGCCUGGAGGAGUUUCUGGGUCCAUUUCCUCAUCAAACAACCUGCCGGGUGAUUGACUGGGUGAAGGAGGAGGUUAAAGGCCAGAGUGGAAACACGGGUGACAUUGGGAGAAGGAGACUCCUGAACACAUUGCACUACCUGUUUGAGUCUCAGAAUCGUGGACUGGCUCAGGCCGCACUGGGAUCUCUGAAAACACUUUCAUUCAGUGGAAUGACAGUGACCCCGGUUGACUGCACGGUCCUGUCUCAUGCCAUCGGACUCUGUGAUACUAUAAAACACCUCGACCUGCAGCGUUGCCACAUUCAGUGUGAAGGAAUCCAGCGGCUGGGACCCGGGCUGAACAAGUGCCAGGAGUUGAGGUAACUUGGUUUAUCUCUCACUCAGAACUCUAAAACUGUUCCAUUGUGCUGUUUCCAAGUGAACGGAUUUGGGUAAAACUGCAGUAAAUCAGAUUGAGAUGUAUUGUGACAAAUGCCACCCCCUUCAUCCUGUGCGAUCACUCUUCCCCAUCCCGAUUAUUCCUGUUGGAUUUCUCUUAGCCAUUACCCUUCCUCUAGUCAGAUUUCUCUUCCACACACCCGUUCCUGCUGUGGGAUCUCUCUUCCCUAUCCACUUCGUCCUGUCGGAUCACUUUCCUCAUCCCCCUUACUGUGGGAUCUCUCUUCCCCAUUCCCAUUCUCCUGUGGGAUCUCUCAUCCCCGUCACUCUUCUUAAU